CUUCCUAUCAGUGGAACUCAGUCAUAUCAUCAAUUCACAGCAAACAGGCAAGGUGUAACUGGAGCGGCUGUUGAGUUGAAUGGAGUUCAACCGACCCAAAGCUCCAGGGGGAGGGCCUGGAGAUGGAGAGGGAGGACAAGUUUUCCUGAGCACACUGGAUGAACUCCAGCCUGGGAGGAGUGAACGGAAGCUUGAAGAGCAUUGUGGGCUAGCAGGGCUGUCUUCAACCGACACCACUAACGCAGCCAAGACAGACCCCAAAGCUCCUGCAGGAGGAUCUGGAAAGGUCGACUUGAACUUAAUCCACAGCUCCACAUCUUCAGACAGCGAGGAGGAGGACAAAGGCAAGAAGGAAAAGAAAAAGAAGAAGCUGAAGAAGAGGAAGAAGAAGGAUUCCAGUUCAUCCUCUUCCUCCUCCUCCUCCGACAGCAGCUCUUCAGACAGUGAAGAUGGGAAGAAGAAGAAGAGGAAGAAGAAGGCAAAGAAAGAAGGUGCUGGGGAUAUCAUAGUACAUGAUGCAGCCUUCAUAUCUGAGCCUGGCCUCGAAGGCUUCACUGAUCUAAACAACGAGGAAACAAAGAAGAAAGAGGAUAAUUCAGGCUCAGACAGUGAAGAGGACAAGAAGAAGAAGAAGAAGAAGGAGGAGAAGAAGAAGAAGAAGAAGAAGAAGAAGAAGAAGAAGAAGAAGAAGAAGACGAAGACGAAGGAUUCCAGCUCCUCUUCUUCAUCUUCCAGCUCAUCCUCCUCCUCAGACAGUGAGGAGGAGAAGAAGAAAAAGAAGAAGAAGAAGAAGAAGAAGAAAAAGGAUUCCAGCUCCUCAUCUUCAUCCUCUGAUAGCUCUUCAUCCUCCUCAUCCUCGGACUGCGACGAGAACAAGAAGAAGAAGAAGAAGAAGAAAAAGAAGAAGAAGCAAAAGAAAAAGGAUUCUAGAUGUUCUUCUGACAGCGAGGCAGACAAAAAAAAGGGAGAAGAGGCAGACGGACAGGGCAAGGAUGAGUACAGCUGUGCUGCUGGCGUUUCAGCAGCUGGUGACGAGGGUGCUGGACUGGGACAGAAAUCGGGCAAAGAAAAAAGAAAGAAAGAUGAGAAGAAGAAGAAAGACAAGAAGAAGAAAGACAAGAGAACGGACAAGGGCUCUGCGUCUGAGAGCGAUGACGAUGACAAGUGCAAGAAAGACAAAGCAAAGGAGGGUGGUGCAUCAGCUGAAUGGAUUUGUGGCAGAGAUUUUCCUGAAGGAAUGGAAGCUGGAAAUCUGAGUGAUGACGAGAGAGAAGGAGGCAAGGAGAAAGAGAAGAAGAAGAAGUUGAAGAAAAAAAAGAAGGACUCUGGCUGUUCAUCAUCCUCUUCGUCAUCUUCAUCCUCGGACAGCGAGGAUGAUAAAAAGAAGAAAAAAAAGAAGACGAUGAAGAAGAAGAAGAAGAAGAAAGCUGAGGAUUCCAGUUCUUCAUCUUCCUCCUCCUCGUCUUCGUCCUCCUCUCCCUCCUCAUCCUCUUCUGAUAGCGAGGAGGAAAAUAAAAAGAAGAAGAAAAAGAAGGAUUCUAGUUCUUCAUCCUCUGACAGCUCCUCCUCCUCUGACAGCGAUGAUGACAAAAAGAAAAAGAAGAAGAUGAAGAAGAAGAAAAAGGAUUGCAGCUCUGAUGAUUCAGAUAGCGAGAAAGACAGGAAGAAGAAGAAGAAGAAGAAGAAGAAGAAGAAGAAGAAGAAGAAGACAAAGAAAAAGGGUUCCUGCUCAUCAGACAGCGAAGACGAUAAGAAGAAAAAGAAGAAGACGAAGGAUAAGAAGGACGAUUCUGACAGCGAGGAAGACAAGAAGAAGAAGAAGGACAAGAAGAAAAAGAAGAAGAAGGAUAAGGACUCUGACAGCGAGGAAGACAAGAAAAAGAAGAAGAAGAAGGACAAGAAGAAAAAGAAGGAUACGGAGGACUCAUCUGACAGCGAGGAUGAUAAGAAGAAGAAGAAGAAGAAAAAGAAGAAGGAUUCUGGUUCUGACAGCGAGGAAGAUAAAAAGAAGAAGAGGAAGAAGAAAGACAAGAAGAAGGAUAAGAAGAAGAAAGACAAGAAAAAGGAUAAGAAGAAGAAAGACAAGAAGAAGCAAAAGGAUGACUCCUCAUCUGGAAGUGAUGAUGAUAAGAAAAAGAAGAAGAAAAAGAAGAAGAAGAAGAAGGAGAAGAAGAAAGAAAAGGGUUCCUCUUCUGGAAGUGAUGAUGAUGAGAAGAAAAAGAAGAAAGACAAGAAGGACUCCUGUUCCGAUGUUGAGGGAGAAUCUAAGAAAAAAACAAAGGAAGAUGACAACAAGAAAGAGGAUGGACCUGAGAAUGAAAAGUGUGGAGAGAUGAAAAAGGAGGGGACAUAUGUAGGUGGCUUGGUGAUGGGAGGAGGGUGCAUGGAUAGCAAACCAUCUGACGAGGGAUCAGCUAUUCGCCCGAAACCCACCCUGAAGUUGGAGUUUUGUGGGCCGUCGGCAGACCCCAGACCCAACACUCGCUAUGAGUCCAUUUAUAGCCCCUCGCACUCUCUCAGUCCCAGGGAGAGUAGCCCCUCCCGCCCGCCACGCAGUCCCUUGGAGGCCCUGAUGCGGAACCCAACCUGGACCAGCGACCGUGACCCAAUGACCGGGAGAGGACCGGCCAGCAGCAGAACCACACUGCUCAAAUCCAGUGAUCUGCUCAGGGGUCCUAAGCCUUAUCAGCCGUAAUUAACAUGGAGAUUGGAAAAGAUAGGCCAAGAUGAUUCAUGCUCAUUACAAUCAGGCUGAAACAUGAUCAAAAGGAAUUCUGUCAGAAAUAAAAAAAAUCAUUUCAAUAGGUA
This is a messenger RNA of Salvelinus fontinalis (brook trout), 2808 nucleotides long. Its product is annotated as protein starmaker-like. The transcript is spliced from 28 exons. NCBI's taxonomy places the organism in Eukaryota, Metazoa, Chordata, Actinopteri, Salmoniformes, Salmonidae. The coding region runs from base 80 to 2695 and encodes 871 amino acids. The record is from RefSeq and is a predicted model, not a curated record.